CAUCGACGUCGCAUCUGUCGACCCCGCCGACCCUGCCUGCCGCGCCUGCCUCGCCUGCCUCCAUGGCACCUACCAACUUAACAACCUAGGAUCCAAUUGUUCCUUCCUCCCUCAAUUCCUCUUUGCGGCUCUUUCCCAGAAGGAACAACACGGUUGCUUUCUUAAAAAAGGUCCUCGAGACGACAAAAAAACUCCCCUCUACUUUUCUCUCUCCACGUCACCCAAUCGAGGAAUCUCUUUCCCUUUUCCACCUCACCCUCGCCCAACUUCCUUUUCUCCUUCUCUCCUAAACCUCGACGCUUCUUCCCUCAAGCACUUCAAACAGCAGUCUCGGCCGUUGCUCUGCUACAGACCACGUCCAAUUCCUCGACGUCUUCCACACAGUCAUCGCUUCCCCCGACGUCAUCAUGGCUCCCCGUACCGACUUCCCGCCCGUCCGGGCCUGCCUCUUCGACAUGGACGGUCUCCUUCUCGACACCGAGGACCUCUACACCGCUUGCAUUAACGUCAUCCUCGAGCAGUACGGCCGCCCCCUCCUGCCCUGGAACAUCAAGGCCAAGCUCCAGGGCCGUCCCGGUCCCGAGUCCACCCGCAUCUUCCGCGAGUGGGCGCAGCUCCCCAUCGAUCAGGACGAGUACCAGAAGAAGCUGUCCGUCCUCCAGCGCGAGCUCUUCCCCACCACCCAACCCCUCCCCGGCGUCCCCGAGCUCCUCCAGAACCUGGGCCGCACCCGCUACUGGGACCUCAAGCCCGCCGACACAGCCGCCGGCAAGAGCCCCCACCGCGUCCACAUCGCCCUGGCUACUUCCUCCCACGAGGCCAACUUCAAGCUCAAGUCGGACCACCUGACCGAGCUCUUCUCCGUCUUCCCCUCCCACCGCCGCGUGCUCGGCGACGACAAGCGCAUCGCCGCCGGCCGCGGCAAGCCCAACCCCGACAUCUUCCUCCUCGCCCUCAAGACCAUCAACGACUCCCUCGCCGACGGCGAGAAGCCCAUCACUCCCGACGAGUGCCUCGUCUUCGAGGACUCGGUCCCCGGCGUCGAGGCCGGCCGCCGUGCCGGCAUGCGCGUCAUCUGGUGCCCCCACAAGGGUCUCCUCAAGGAGUACGCCGGCCGCGAGAAGGAGGUCCUCGCCGGCCGCACCGGUGAGGCCGGCCAGGUCGACAUGCACCAGGUCGGCGACGUCGACGACGGCUGGGCCGAGUACCUCCCCACCCUCGAGCACUUCCCCUACGACAAGUUCGGCAUGGUCAUCCCCCCUGUCGAGGUCGACAGCGAGCCCUUCAUGAAGGAGAACGUCGGCGACGUCCUCGUCGACAAGACCAACGGUUCCGCUUGAACGAGGGGAACUUGAGAAGGGACGAGCGACAGGCAUUCGGCAUUCCGACAUGGUGUCAUCCCCCUCCCCCCCACCAAGUUGGGUACCUGCCGACCUCUCUUCUUGAGAGACAAAAAAAAAACCCUCUUUCUCUUUUUUUUUUUUUUUUUUUGUGUCUGCCGAACGACACCACGAAGAACGGCUAUAGACGAAACACCGAUUUCGCGACGAUUGACGAAUGGAUGGAUUGGCAUCAUAGAAGAUGAUUCCUUGUGAUAGGGAUGGGGGGGGAAAAAGCAAAUUAGACAUACAACGAGUGUCUAGUGCAGGAUACACCCUUGGUUCUUUUGCUUCUCCUUUUUUUUUUAAAGCAUAGGCAUUGCGAUAGAUUCCCAGGUUAGAGAGAAAGGUUACAUGCAUAUAGACGAUUGCCGUCCCCCCCAAUACCGUGAUACAAGUCGAUACGCGCACAGUAUCU
Molecule: messenger RNA, 1797 nt
Organism: Colletotrichum navitas
Lineage: Eukaryota; Fungi; Ascomycota; Sordariomycetes; Glomerellales; Glomerellaceae
Product: haloacid dehalogenase-like hydrolase
Exons: 2
Coding region: 408-1340 (310 amino acids)
Molecular function (GO): phosphatase activity
Source: RefSeq, a predicted model, not a curated record